Molecule: messenger RNA, 615 nt
Organism: Coregonus clupeaformis (lake whitefish)
Lineage: Eukaryota; Metazoa; Chordata; Actinopteri; Salmoniformes; Salmonidae
Product: 39S ribosomal protein L36, mitochondrial
Exons: 2
Coding region: 127-507 (126 amino acids)
Biological process (GO): ribosome biogenesis; translation
Cellular component (GO): ribosome; mitochondrial large ribosomal subunit
Molecular function (GO): structural constituent of ribosome
Source: RefSeq, a predicted model, not a curated record
ACGUCACAGCCAGGAAGCAGCGAUAGCUCCGUGCGAGAAUGUUGUUUUGAUUAAACGGUGCAUUUCAGGAGUUUAUUCCCAGUUCUAACCCGUUCUUAUAGCUGAAAGGCAGGUGUUGGUGACACCAUGGCUCCACUCCUGUUGAACCACCUCGUCAGCUCCCUAACCCGCCAUCUAACCCAGAUGACCCGGAUAACCCUCAGCCGAACCUACCCAAUCACCACCAUCUCCCGAUGCCUCUCCUCCCUCACAUCCUACCCAGUCAGAGUGCUCCUGAUGCCAGGUAGACCCAUCCAGCCCUUGGCCUUCUCACCUGGAUCUUCUUCCCAGGGUCGGGUCGCCCUCCAGGGCCAGUGUCAGCACCUGGCCUGCCUCCAGCCCGCUGUAGGGAUGAAAACCAAGAGCGCUCUGAAACGCCGGUGUAAAGACUGCUUCUUUGUGGUGCGGCGGGGACGUCUGUUUGUGUUCUGUAAGGCUCAUCCCAGACACAAGCAGAGGCAGGGAUGAGGGGGUGAAGAGGAGCAGGGGUUGUGACGAUGAUUUGUGUAUGGUCCUGUCAGUUGUUUGUUACUUUAACUGUAUUGCCACAUUAAAGUGUUUGACUGAUUGACAGAU